CAUCCCUCCACCAGCGAGGAGUAAACAGAGCUCCAGGAUGUUUCAGCCUUAAAUGUUAGGUUUUAUAAACUAAUAACGCGUAUACAGAGACGCACAAAGAUAAAACAUAUAUUCAGAAGUUCUCUGGAAACAGCAUACCGAGCAUUUAGUGUUCUAUAACAUUUCAGAAGCAGCUAAUAAUGUUCUGAAAGCGAUGUUGUGUGCUACGUUAAGAUAGCAUGCUAAGCUAAGUGCUAGCCCCGGCUAAAGUCAGUUGGCUUUUUGGAAUGGUAGUGAGCAGCGCGAGCUCCUCCAGACAUGGCAGCGGGCGCACGAGCCUCUUCUGGCGGCUCUUUCGAGUCCACGAUGGGGAAGAGGUUUCAGAGCGUGUCCAACACCAUGGACUCAAUCCAGGGACUGUCAACGUGGUGCAUCGACAACAAGAAGUAUCACAGCCUGAUUGUGCGACACUGGAUGAAGUGUUUGAAGAAAUCUGACACCUCACAGAGGCUCAACCUUUUUUACGUCGCUAACGAUGUCAUUCAGAACUGUAAAAGGAAAAAUGCCAUCGUUUACCGUACGGCAUUCGCUGAGAUGCUCCCUGAGGCAUUCUUGCUGGUCAACAGUGAAGGUGACCUGAAGGUGAUUCAAUCCGUGGAGAGGAUCCUGUCCAUCUGGGAGGAGAGGGGGGUGUAUGCAGGGACCCUCAUCACUGAGCUCAGGAGCAACUUAGUCAAAGAGGAAUCCCCUCCUGAGACUCCCGUGGAGCAAAAAACUCCAGUUGAGUCUAAAGCAGAUCUACAGUCCAAGAUUGUUGCUGAGUUUGUGCCACAGGCACUAUUUGACGAUCUGUCCAAGUACAAGAAGUCUCUGGAGGAGUUGGACCUGAGAGAGAAACAGCUGGCAGCGAUGAGGGUCGACAUCUGCAGUUCUGAUGCCCUCAAGAGACUCAAAGAUAAGGCAGGAGGAAAAAAAUUCUCCAAGGACUUUGAAGAAGGAAGUGCGCAACUGCAGGAUUUUGUCAAGUUCUUUGACCAACAAAUCAAAGUAGGACCUCCUCUCAUGCAGUCCCUCAGCAAUGCAGAUAUCUUCUACGAGAUGCAGUACAAGGAGGUCAAGAUUGUUGCUAAUGCCUACCAGACGUUCGCCAACCGGGUGUCCCACCUGAAGCGUAAACUGGACUCCCUGAAGGCCAACCUGCCAGACAUGGACGAGUCUCCCAUCCCCUCGCCUUCCGCAGACGCUCCCUCUCCAACGGGCUCGGAGUCCCCUUUUCAUGAUCUGGAGAUGGCCCACCCCGAUCCAGAUCUUGACGGCUGUGCGAUGGAGGAUGAAGCAGAGCCGCCGGCCCCGAGCCCACUGUCCUCACCGGGAGGAUCCCCAAAACAAAUGGAGACCGUCGGGCAGAGUGACAACCGUGAGGUGGAGGACAUGGAGCUCUCCGAAGAAGAAAUGGACAGCGGCGGCAUUAUAGUGGAGGACCAGAUUGAAAACACCAUCCAGCCAAAGGUGUCCACUUUAAAAUCGGAGGCAGCAGUCGUUCCAGAGCAGCCUCUCACACAGGUCCCGCCCCCUGCAGUUACUCCUUCUGCAGUUACUCCUCCUGCAGCUGCUCCUGCAGCCGCCCCGGCAGCAGUGGCUCCUGUAGUGUCUCGUGCAGCAGUGGAAAGUGUGGAUAUGGGUAAAAUUGGCUCCAUCCUCAACAGUUUGAAUGCAGUGAUGAAGAACACAGGACCUUUAGUGGAGAGUCCUCAUGCAGCCGCCCCUGCUGCCUCCUCAUUGAAGAGUCCACUGACUGCCCCUGUGGCCUCUCAGGAAGCCAGUUCUAUGGUGAACCUCCUCUCUAAGGUGGACAUGAGUCCUGCAGACAUCCUCGGUGCUCUCUCCAAAGUCCAGGGUAGAGGCAGCCUCGGGGGCAUCACUUCUCUUCUGAGCAGCCCAAAUGUCUCUUCAGUCUCGUCGAGUACAGGCAAGAUCCCUCCGUCAUCCGUGUCAGCAGUACCCUCUCAGAGCCCGUCUCUCCCGCCUGUUGCACCUGUGCCUUCUUCACACAGUGCCACUGAAAGGCUGAGUACGAGCUCCCAAGCCCCGCCCCGGACUUCAAAUGCAGCAUCUUCUCUGGUCCAGGCUCUCCAUCGAGACAUGGAUCUGACUACAGAGUCAUCACCCGCCUUGUCCUCUGAUAGCUUGGAGUCUAAAAUCCACAGCUUCCUGCAGGGGAACCCUGCUUUCAAUGCGUUUGGCAUUAGUCUUCCCACAAACCCUGUGCCAGCAGGGGACAACCUCAGCCCCGUAACUGGGACAGACAACCAGGGCGGGACCCCAGUGCGGGAUGAGGGCGGCGGCACCCCAACUCAAGACGAGAUAAUGGACAAGCCUGUAGUGGUCCCGUUCACCUCCAACUCAAAUCAGUCAUCAAUUGGAGAAACAGUUACCAUGACUUCUGUAGCAUACCCGAACAGCAGUCAGCACAACAAUCCCCAACAGCAGGCCCCCCUGCAGCCGGGGGGGGCUAUUCAGAACGGGCAGGCAUACCAGCCCUAUCCUUACGGCCAACACAACAUUUCGGAGCAUGGCAUGACUGCACCUGCUCACUACCAGCAGAUGUCUGCACGGACAGGAGGGCCGGUGCCUGGAGUAAGACCCCCAGGUGGUGCCGGUAGCACACAAACAAUGAAAGGCUUUCAGGGGGGGGGUGAAAGGGGUUGGUAUGGAGAUACUUACCUAGGGGGGAACUGCCAGCAACCCAGAGGCUACAAUGUAACGGCGCCUGGCGACCACAACUCCUCUGGACUUUAUCCGUACCAAACAGAGACAUUUCAGGAUCCUCAACAGGUGGCCUCUCAGCAGGGCGCCGCCUCGGCCCCUGGUUACUUCAGAGGUACCCUUCCUCCUGUCCCAAAGCUCCCUCCCCCUCCUCGAGUCUUAGACGCCCCUCCUUCUGGGAACAGCAUUAUGAUGAUGCCUCCAGAGCAGCAGCCGGGUCCCGGCUCUGGUACGGGGGAGGCAAUCGGUGACAGUCUCAUCAGUGGGAUGAUCGUCCAUGACCAUCAACACAAAUCCAUGUUCCAUCCUGAUGAUUCGCUCUAUGAACGCGACAGACCUCGCCAGCCUCACCCUGAAGACUUUCAUCCUCACCCUGAAGACUUCCAUCCUCACCCAGACAGACCUCUUCCUUCUCAUCCUGAGGAUUACCCCCCUCACCUAGAUGACCUGGGUUACCAAGAUGACCCCCGCCAUCAUGAUCAUCAUGAUGCCCAUUUCUUUCAAGAAGACCGUUUUCCCCAACCAGAAGAUCCUUAUCACAGGCCAGGUAACCCUCUGCAGCACUACCCAAGAGUUCGGGGGCCCUCCGCUCCCACUCUCUCGCCCUCAGAGGACCCUUACUACCAUGGGCACAGCCCCCGUCCUCCGAACUACGCUCCCAGAAGACCACCGCCAUCACAUCGUUUUGAAAUUUGUCAUCCUGGUCCACGGCCUCCACAUCGACUUCCUCACCCAGCACACCACCCACACCCCAGAGGACCCCCACAUGCACCAUUUCCCCGGUUCCAGGGCCCCGGUCCAAGGUUAAGAGGCAAACGACCUGGUCCAAGAGGAGGCGGACCUCCUGGUCCAAUGUUCCCCCCGAAAAGACCCUUUCCACCCCCGAGGUACUGAGUGGACAUGAAGCUCUGAGCUCUUCAAAUCACUGAUGAUGGAGGCAGGGGCAGAGGGCCACUCCUGUGAAGAUCUGGAGGAUGAAAGUGCAGAUACUGAGGUGGUCACCAGGACGAUUCAGCUGAUACCAGACGAAAAAGAGUGAGGGGCCAAGAAUAAAGGAGGAGAACGAGAGACACCGAGAGGUUCUGAGGGGGCUGCUGAGCAGAAGAGUGAAGACAGAAGAUGAAAGAAAAUAAGAGGUGGAUAUAUAUAUAUAUAAUUCACUUUUUGUGUUUUUGUAUGAAGCAUUGCAUUUAAUAUUUAGUAGAGUGUCAUUUGAGUGUGUGCAUGGUAUGCGUGUGUGCAUGCGCUCAAGUGUCAGUUAACUCGUACCGGACGUUGAACUCGACGAUAGUUAUUUUUGCUAAAAGAGAAACAAAAGAAUGUAGCCGGUGCAAUGUUUCUAUUAUUUAGUGUUUCAGUGAGCAGUUUCGACUGCUUCUUUUCAUAUCAGCAGUUUCAAGUAGCUUUUGGUAUGAAUUACAUUUAAAUUAAAUCCCUCUGGGUAGGAAAUACAGAUUGUAUGUUAUAGAAUUUAUGUUCCUUCUACGAUUCUCGUUAGCAUAUUUUAGACAAAACAUUUUUGCAUUGUUUCUACACCGAAUGUUAUAUAUUUGUGAAACGAUGCUUUCUCCAGCUGUGCGUUAGAUACCUGCGGCGAUAGUUUUACGUCGUGUUAGGUUCCUGAAGGAGAGCUUCUAUACUCAAACGAAGAGAGAGCUGUGAGUUUUUUUUCUCCAUCCAACUCCAACUCGCAGAAGAAGUGCAUUUUUGGAGGGGAUGAAGAAAAUCGUCUUCAGUUUCGUUUUACUUGUACUGACUAAUAAAAAUCUGAGUUUGAAAAAUG
Messenger RNA from Eleginops maclovinus (Patagonian blennie), 4528 nucleotides. It is a transcript of the gene rprd2a, whose product is annotated as regulation of nuclear pre-mRNA domain containing 2a. Gene Ontology annotation, molecular function: RNA polymerase II complex binding. NCBI's taxonomy places the organism in Eukaryota, Metazoa, Chordata, Actinopteri, Perciformes, Eleginopidae. Gene Ontology annotation, biological process: mRNA 3'-end processing. Bases 298 to 3639 code for a protein of 1113 amino acids. The record is from RefSeq and is a predicted model, not a curated record. The transcript has 10 exons.